This is a messenger RNA of Eurytemora carolleeae, 727 nucleotides long. Its product is annotated as Na(+)/H(+) antiporter NhaA. Gene Ontology annotation, biological process: proteolysis. The record is from RefSeq and is a predicted model, not a curated record. The transcript is spliced from 5 exons. Lineage: Eukaryota; Metazoa; Arthropoda; Copepoda; Calanoida; Temoridae. Gene Ontology annotation, molecular function: peptidase activity. Bases 29 to 727 code for a protein of 232 amino acids.
UACAUUUUCUAAAAUCAGCGAAGUUGAAAUGUUUUUCAGGAAGGAAGCUACUCCAACUAUUGCGUUGAUUCAUCUUAAAGGAGAAAUAGGUUCCAGUGCUGGUAUCAGCUACAAUACUGUUAGACGACAAAUCGACGAGGCAUUCUGUUUGGAAAAUUUGAAAGCUGUCUGCCUGGUUAUAAACUCUCCCGGGGGCUCUCCUGUUCAAAGCCAACUCAUCGCAGACUACAUUCGUUAUUCCAGUGACUCAAGAAAUACGCCUGUCUAUGCUUUUAUCGAGGACAUAUCAGCCUCUGGAGGAUAUCUAAUUGCUUGUGCAGCAGAAUUGAUUUAUGUUUCAAGAUUUUCAUUAGUUGGAAGUAUCGGGGCUGUGAUGACGACUUUUUCAGCGGUGCCUCUUCUUCAGAAGAUUGGAAUAGAACCCAAACUGUACACAGCAGGUUCUAGGAAAGCUGGACCGAACCCUUUGGUUCAGAUGUCCGAGGAGGAGGAACAGGAUAUAAACAAUCUUCUCACAUAUACUCAUCAGGAGUUUAUAAAGUGGGUUGAAUCUAGGAGAGGAGGAAAGAUCAGAAGUAAUACAAAAACUAAUGUAUUCUCAGGAGCCUGUUUUGGUGGAAACCAAAGUGUUGAGUUGGGUCUAGCUGAUGAUAUUUAUACAGUUCUAGAGGAGACUGUAGCUACCCUUAUACAGGUAGAUUUAUAUAUUCAGCUUGUCUGUUUAUAG